Messenger RNA from Oncorhynchus keta (chum salmon), 4923 nucleotides. Its product is annotated as glutaminase kidney isoform, mitochondrial-like. Gene Ontology annotation, molecular function: glutaminase activity; protein binding. The transcript is spliced from 17 exons. Gene Ontology annotation, biological process: L-glutamine catabolic process. The record is from RefSeq and is a predicted model, not a curated record. Bases 363 to 2306 code for a protein of 647 amino acids. Lineage: Eukaryota; Metazoa; Chordata; Actinopteri; Salmoniformes; Salmonidae.
ACGACUCCCAUUGUCAGGGCUGCGGAGAGACAUGUAUCUUGUCAGUAUAUUCAUAAUCUUCGGUCACAUUCACCUGGUACAUUUGAAGCCACGAUGCACGGGAAAUUAGCAUGAAUGACAGCCAACCAGACCAGCCAAUCUGAGGAUGAUUUUAAGUGCUAACAGGAGCCAAUAGGAGUAUAUUUGGACGUGAAUAGAUGCUUUUGUCCACUGGAAAACAUUUUAAGAAUCGUGACUCCCUGUGACUGGACCAUCCUUCACGACUAAAACCCAACGCAUUUGGGAUAUACUGCUUCAUAUUUAUUAAAUAUCUAGCUAGCUGAGUUAUAAACCGUUCCACUAUUUAGCUUGAUAGGAUUGAAAUGCUACAUUUUCGGUCUUCGGUAGUGCUCAAGGAGUUGUUUCAAUCCAACCUGAAGCGCCCUUUGACAGGUAUAGCCAGAAAUACAUCACCAUCAGUCGCGUAUUGCUUUAGCACCGCCUGUACAGAUGUCAGAUAUGUGCCCAAAGUAAAGUGUCUCCAGCAUGCGGUUGGAUGGAGAGAUUCGCCAUACACUACCAACGGCCACGGAACUCGGAAGCUCUCCACCAAGAGCGAUGACUGUUCGGCCCCACCGCCGACGGACACCAAAAAUGACACCGCCACCAGCAAUGAAACCGCCAUCAAUGAGGCAGCUGCCGAAAAGAGAAGGCAGGCAGGCAUCCUGCCCAGUCUGGAGGAUCUACUCUUCUACACCAUCGCCGGGGGCGCUGAAAAAAUCCCAGCUCACAAAUUCACCACAGCGCUGAAAGCCACAGGGCUUCGGACCGGAGACCCCCGGCUGAAGGAAUGUAUGGAGAACCUGAAAGUCAUCAUGAAGACCACGUCAGACGGAAACCUGGACCGACACCUCUUCAAGAAGUGUGUCCAGAGCAACAUCGUGCUGCUCACCCAGGCCUUCAGGAAGAAGUUUGUUAUCCCCGACUUUGUGUCCUUUGCCUCCGAAAUCGACGCUCUCUAUGAGAAUGCCAAACACCUGGGAGGGGGACAGGUGGCUGACUACAUUCCCCAGCUGGCAAGGUUCAGCCCGGACCUCUGGGCCGUGUCCAUAUGCACUGUGGAUGGACAAAGACACACAGCGGGUGACACCAAAGUCCCGUUCUGCCUGCAGUCGUGUGUAAAGCCUCUGAAGUACGCCAUCGCCGUGAACGACCACGGGACAGAGUAUGUGCACCGUUUCAUCGGUAAAGAGCCCAGCGGUCUGCGCUUCAACAAACUAUUCCUUAACGAGGAAGAUAAACCACAUAACCCUAUGGUUAACGCCGGCGCUAUCGUGUGCACGUCCCUCCUAAAGCAAGGGGCAAGCAACGCUGAGAAAUUUGAUUAUGUCAUGAACUUCAUGAACAAGCUGGCAGGAAACGAGUAUGUGGGUUUCAGCAAUGCCACAUUCCAGUCAGAGAGGGAGUCUGGAGAUCGGAACUUUGCUAUUGGCUACUACCUGAAGGAGAAGAAGUGCUUUCCAGAGGGGACAGACAUGACCUCCAUUUUAGACCUCUACUUCCAGCUGUGCUCCAUCGAGGUGACCUGUGAAAGCGCUAGCGUCAUGGCGGCCACCCUGGCCAACGGCGGCUUCUGUCCAAUCACAGGCGAGCGCGUGCUGGGCCCGGAGGCGGUACGGAACACCCUGAGCCUCAUGCACUCAUGCGGCAUGUACGACUUCUCGGGACAGUUCGCUUUCCACGUUGGACUUCCAGCGAAGUCGGGCGUGGCAGGGGGCAUCCUGCUGGUGGUGCCCAACGUCAUGGGUAUCAUGUGCUGGUCCCCUCCACUGGACAAGCUGGGUAACAGUGUACGAGGAAUCCAGUUCUGCACGGAUCUGGUGUCCCUUUGCAACUUCCACAACUACGACAACCUGAAGCACUUUGUCAAGAAGCUGGAUCCUCGCAGGGAGGGAGGAGACCAAAGGGUGAAGUCGGUCAUCAAUCUUCUCUUUGCUGCGUACACUGGCGAUGUGUCUGCACUGAGGAGGUUUGCUCUGUCUUCCAUGGACAUGGAGCAGAGGGACUAUGACUCCAGGACAGCCCUCCACGUGGCUGCAGCAGAGGGACAUGUGGAGGUGGUCAAGUUCCUGUUGGAGGCAUGCAGGGUCAACCCUGUUCCCAAAGACAGGUGGGGUAACACACCGAUGGAAGAGGCAGUGCACUUUGGACACCACGACGUUGUGACCAUGCUCCAGGACUACAACAACAAGUACAGUCCACCGGGGGGCGCCACUGAGGACAAAGAGAAGGAGAUAGCGGAGAAGAACAUUGACGGCCUACUAUGAGCCAAUUAAUACUCUUAUCUAUCCAUAGAAAUGAAAUAACUAGAACGGACGUUCCCAUUGAAAUUCUAUAUAUAUAUAUAUAUAUAUAAUAUUAUAUUAUUAUAUUAUUAUAUUAUAAAACGUUUUUGAUAUAUAUUAUAUAUAUAUACAUGUGAUCUGAGAGGCUUGGUUCUUUCCAGUCAUUCUAUUUCUAUGGCCACAUUAACUAUCUGGAAGACUUACUGUAAGUGUGUGGUCCAUUUGUCACGUCAGUGGUAGGUCACGUCAGUGGUAGGUCACGUCAGUGGUAGGUCACGUCAGUGGUAGGUCACGUAUACUGUCGAUAGUACUGUAUUUUUGAUUUUGUAUAAAAGUAUUGUAUUUCUGUCAUUUGAAAGAUGACAAUGUGUUUAAAAUAUAUAUAUAUAUUGAGCUUUGACUUUUUCCCAGAUGUUUUUAGUUUUUUGGUUGUUUCCUUUCGCUUCACUUUUUUUAUGUCGUACUGCGCAAUUCUCCCUCAGUGUGUGUCGGCACUAUGUGGAAUGUAUUUUCUACAUUUAAAUGCACAAAACAUUUCUCUUUAUGUACAACAGUGUGUAAAACCUGAACGUAUGCAUAAGAUAACGUGUACAUUUAUGUAAUGUGUGUAUAUCCCUGAAAUUCAUAUAAUAUCAGAGGUAGAUGGAUUCAGUGUAAAUGCUAUUUUAUCUGUAGUGAAAUCAAGUGACUCACUGGCACAGCUUUUGAAGGAAAUGGGUCCACACACUGUGCAUUAGGCUUAAGUUUGUCUCUAUUGAUGAGGCAGAAUGCAUGACAUAAACUAUACCACAUGUUCACAGAUCUAGGGAGCCUGGUUGCAAAUCUGUUUGUGCUGUAUAUGACACUGGCUAUUCAGUUGGCUAUACAGGCCAGAGAGAUCUGGGACCAGGUUAUCUAUGAUUUAAGACCUCUGGUCUUUUAAUUUAGGCCCAGGAGCUUCAUAUGAAUUCAAAGUAUGGCAUUAUGUGGAAUGAGUUUGGUUUUGUUGGUUUGCUAUUUGAUAGCUAGACAUUUUUGCACCUUUUUCUCCAAAAUAACAAAAAAACAACGUUUUAUUGAUUGUUCUAUAACCUUAUUUUAAUUUGGAGUAGAAAGGGGGUUAUUUAUUUAGGUGUCAGCCAAAGCUUUUCUGUACGUUUGCGCCACCUGAUAAUGAAGUCUAGUCGGCGACAUAAAAAAAGAGAGGAUUUCACACGCCUCAGGAGCCUCAGGAGCAAUACAAUACAAUUCAACCAGCAGCCAUGUGCUCUUUACAGACAUGUUUCCCCACCUGUGCUAAUUCAAAUUUUAGGGCAAAACAUAAAACCCUUCGAAACACUGAUUUAUCACUUCAUGGAUACAGCCAUGUCAAUGGUGUUACUAUUAUGAUUUGUGACACGUUUUAUUUAUUUGUCAGAUGUAUUUUUUUACAUUGAUUUUUUUAUCAUCAGUUAUAGACAGUGCAUUACACUUUGAUGAAUGUUUUUGGUUCAGAACAACUCCACAAAGGUGGACUUUAAAUCUCUCCAUACUCACCCAAAUGCCUCGUUUGGGUAGAGAUAAAAUAGUUAUCCUUAUGGGCCUAUAUGAAAGCAGAACACUAAGACGAUCCUACACACAGCUGAUGGAGCACUUUUUAUGCAGAGAUACGCAUAUUGAUUGUUUAACUGUUUAGAGUGUAAAAGUGUAAAAUAACGUACGGGUAUACUUGAAAAGUCAGGUUAGUUUGGUGAGAACUAGUCUGUGUGUAUUUGUUUGUGUCAUUGACUAUGGGAGGGACAGCGACGACAAAUCUGGUAAUGACAGAGGACAUUGCCAUCAAAAUCUCAAUUGCCAUCAAAAUCCCUACUCAAUUGUGCUGAAAGUACUAAGGCAACCUGUGAUUUGAUGAAUGGAUAUAUUUUUAUUGACUAACUCAUCUCAAGUGUUCAAGUGUUGCAUUCAUUGGAUUUGACUUGACUUGGUCUUCCCAGUCCCUGUUGCACAGGAAGCCUCGUACGUAUGAGUGUUUAUUGUUCACCUGUGUAGGUGCAGGUCAUCUUCAACAUUAGCUAAUUAUUUUCAAUGUACCACAGGUGUACACUGAUGUCAUCAGUUUGUUUGUUUUCAUUCAAGUAUAUCCGCUUCAGCUGAGUGUUGCAGGCAAAGGAGAAAUAUUUAUUUCAAUUAUCAAACAAUGAAUAAAUAUAUAACUUUAAAUAUGGAUAUAUCCCUUUACUCCCACUCUAUAUUCUUGAAUAUAGGCAUGUGAAGACUUGGGUAUCUUCAUUAAUUAAUUCCAUAAAUGUUACAAAUGAUCACCUGAUUACAUGAUUAUUCCUACUGUCAUUUUAUUUACAGCGGCAGUUUAUAAUUUUAUAUAUUUAAAACUUGUGUCUGAGAGAAUUGUAUUGUCCAAAGAGAUAGCCUUGAAUUGUACACAGCAUCUCCCUCACUCUAUCUUGGUUCUUGCAGGUGGCUGUGACCUCCUCAGACCAAUUGACAGUACGCCCAGAACAUUGCUCUGGGAACCAAAAGGAGUAUCUCCGUUUGAAGUUCUCAGCCUUGAGAGAAGAAGCCUUGUCAGUCACAUGCAGGAACCAGCGUUAAAUAAUGAAUAAUAAAAAUCAUGCUUAUAUGA